Molecule: messenger RNA, 1992 nt
Organism: Fonsecaea erecta
Lineage: Eukaryota; Fungi; Ascomycota; Eurotiomycetes; Chaetothyriales; Herpotrichiellaceae
Exons: 3
Coding region: 1-1992 (663 amino acids)
Biological process (GO): carbohydrate metabolic process
Source: RefSeq, a predicted model, not a curated record
AUGGCGUACCCUCAAGAGACAUUUGUGCGGUCGUCGCUGUCACCAGGGUCUCUGAUCGCGCAAAAACGUCAAGUGGCAUCGUCCACCACGCUGCGGUACCAGCUGGAGGUGCUGAAGAAGACGGGAAGAUACGACGCGUUCAAGCUGCAGUGGCACCCGUCGUACUCGGACCCCCCGAACGUCUGGCCCAUUCCUAACCAUCUGUUCUGGGACUCGGACGUUGCCAAAUGGAUCGAAGGGGCGUGCUAUUUCCUCCACCGUCAGCCUGAUGCUGAGAUCUCGGCAGCGGUGGACGAGUUGGUCCAGAUGAUCAGAUCCGCCCAGCAGCCUGAUGGAUAUAUCAACAUCCAUUACACCGUGGUCGAGCCCGGGAAGCGGUUCACCAACCUCCGGGACUUCCACGAAUUGUACAAUGCUGGGCACUUGAUCGAGGCCGCCCUCGCCCAUCACGACCUCGUCAAAAACAAGGAGCUCUUGGAGCCGCUUCUGAAAUAUGUCGAUCUGCUCUAUCGCACCUUCGGCCCCAGGGAGGAUCAAUUGCCGGGCUAUCCAGGCCAUCCGGAAAUCGAGCUCGCUUUGCUGAGACUCUUCCACCGCACCCGAGACAGCAGACAUUUGGAGCUGGCACGUUUCUUCCUGACCGAGCGAGGUCGCACCACCGACGGCAAGCACUUCUACGAGGUCGAGGCCAAGCGACGCGGCGAGGGAUCGCAUACGAGAAUGGCCUAUUGGGGCGAGGCCAACGCUCUCUGGUACUACCAGGCCGACAAGCCACUGGUGGAACAGCAGACGAUCAAGGGCCACUCGGUCCGGGCGAUGUAUCUCCUGACAGCCGCUUCAGACCUAGUCCGCCUGGGAGAGGCCCCCGGCCAGCUCAGCGAGGCAAUAUAUCGACUGUGGAACAACAUGGUUCACUGCAAAAUGUACACCACCGGGGGGAUUGGCGCCAUGAAACAGUGGGAAGGGUUUGGCCUGGACUACUUCCUUCCUCAGGGCACAGAUGAAGGGGGUUGCUAUGCCGAAACCUGUGCGGCGAUCGGUGUGAUGAUGCUCGCCCAACGCAUUCUCCAGUAUGACCUUGAUCGUCGCUUUGGCGAUGUCAUGGAACUGUGCCUCUAUAACGCGGUUUUGACCUCCAUGUCGCACGACGGCACCAAGUUCACGUACGUCAACCAGCUUGCAUCCAGCGACACAGACCUCUCCAAGAGAGAGGAGUGGUUCACGUGUGCCUGUUGUCCGCCGAACGUGUUGAGGCUGCUUGGGCAGAUUGGGGGUUACAUAUACACGGAGCAGGAAGGAAAGCGAUCUUCGCAGGUCAACGUCCAUCUGUACAUUCCCAGCACGUUCCAGUUCCAGGCUGGCGACGAGCCGGCCAUCUUGACCCAGAAGACCAAUUGGCCAUGGAGUGGAAAGGUCGAGUUCGAGCUUCAGACGAAGUCUUCACAGAUCAGUCUGGCUCUUCGGAUACCGGCAUGGGCAACGUCGUGGAAGGUUGUCCCAUCGCCGCCGACUUCGGCUCCGGAAAAGGGCUACCUCGUCCUGCCUGCGGCCUGGGUUUCGGAAAACCCAUCAUUCACGCUGGAAGUAGAUUUCCGUCCUCGCCUUGUCGCGCCGCACCCAUAUACCAACCAAGACACCCUAGCCUUGACCCGCGGGCCUAUUGUGUAUUGUAUAGAAGAUUUCGACAACCCUUGGGUCGAGGAUCAUUUCAAGAGUGUGCAGCUCGAUCCUGAAUGCGUGGUGCAGGACGAGGCUGUGACGGAUGAGGCCACGGGGGAGACGUAUGUGGCGCUCGUGGUGAAGGAGGGCGCCAGUCUGCUCCAGGUGCAGAAUAUCGACGCCCAUCCCACCCUUGGAGCCGAGGAAUUGCACAGCGUGGAAAAGUCUGAUGAUAAGGUCAUCAAGGAGUUGAAGUUCGUGCCGUACUACUUCAGAGCCAACCGUGGUGGCCGGGGGCAUGCUAGAGUAGGGUUGAGAAGGUGGCAUAGAUAG